Messenger RNA from Cylicocyclus nassatus, 258 nucleotides. Lineage: Eukaryota; Metazoa; Nematoda; Chromadorea; Rhabditida; Strongylidae. The record is from the annotation of a GenBank genome assembly.
AUGAUAGCCGUUGAGCUUUCCAGAUACCUUGGUGGCACCAUCCCUGAUUUUAUUUCUGUCCUUUACGAAAUUCUUGAGCAGUGGUGGGGCAAAGGAAGGAACUUUGGCGUCGACUCGAACAACAUAUAUCACAGUUCUAUGGAUAGCUUUGGCAAGAUGGUUUAUUCUGAUACAACUAAACUGGGUUGCUCUUAUCAACUAUGUUUCAACGAUGGCCAGGCUUGGAUAAACUUUAUUUGUCUCUACAAUGCGAUGUGA